Molecule: messenger RNA, 4553 nt
Organism: Xenopus laevis (African clawed frog)
Lineage: Eukaryota; Metazoa; Chordata; Amphibia; Anura; Pipidae
Gene: cd109.2.L
Product: CD109 antigen-like
Exons: 33
Coding region: 74-4330 (1418 amino acids)
Source: RefSeq, a predicted model, not a curated record
GUGCUUUCCAAAAGUUUAACGGCAACACAGUGCCUGGGUAUCCAAACUGGCUGUGGUUCCAAACAAAGCCAGGAUGCACCUGCUUCUGAGACUUAUUGGCCUCUUACUUUUAAUAUUUCACUUUUCUGAUGCUCGUGCUUCGUACUACAUUUCGAGACCUUCCAAUAUAUUCUCUGGGAUCAAUACAACCCUUACUGUUCACUGGUUCGGGAACAAUUCUGAAAUCAAUGUCACUGCAGGAAUUAUAGACCAAGGUGUAACUAUAGCUGAAACAACGCAAGUCUUUGAAAAUGAUUCCAUUGGGAUUUUGUCUUUACCUGCAAUUACACUGAAUUAUUCCAGCUAUUAUUAUGGUUAUAAUAUAUUUGUAAAUGGAUCUGGUGGCAAUGAAUCGAUUUUUUCAAAUACUUUUUUUGUGUUCCCGACUGAAAAACCCACAUAUACAUUCGUUGAAACUGACAAGAGAAAUUACAGACCUCUGGAAACUGUGAAGAUUAGAGUCAUCACUGUAUAUCGUGACUUGAAACCGUACAAAAGACCCAUAAGUAUAACUAUACGGGAUUCAAAUUCCAACGUUGUAAAACAACUAUUGAAUCAGAAAACUGAGUUAGGAGUCUUUUCAACUGAAGUUUUGCUGCCUGUCUUGCCUGUUCCUGGUUCCUUGUAUAUUAAUGCUGGGCCAAAUGGUUAUGAAGCCUAUGAAUAUGUCUACAUUCAUGAAAAUGAGUCUCCAAAUUUUGAUGUCACAAUAGUGGCACCUUCGUACUACUAUAAACCAGGCAAAAAAGACUUUUUUGGUAAAGUGUUCGCAAACUAUAGCUAUGGAAGACCUGUUAAAGGAAAUGUAACACUAUCAUUGAGUUUUACUGAUUUUGGUGUGAGUUAUUAUUAUCCUCGUGAUGAUCUCACUGGUGUGAAUAAAACAUUUGAGAUAUAUGGAUCUGCAAACUUCAGUUUCUCCAAUAAUGAAGUAUUGAAGUGUCCAUUUUGGGGGAGAUUGAUAUUAACAGCUUCAGUAACAGAGGAAAAGACAGGCAAAACAGUGACUACUUCAUGGUAUAUUAAGAAAGCAACUUCUGAGUACAGGAUGUUUGUUGUUGGUCAACCAGGAAAUUGGACGCAUAAAGACAAUUUUACAGCAAUGAUUCAGAUCCAAAGAACGGAUGAUUUGCCUUUAACACAAGAGGAAAAAAAUAUUCCUGUUCUUAUUAAAGUGACUGCCAACUACUACUACUACUAUAACUACAUCGACGUUACAAGGAAUUACACCAUGUCAGAAUCUGGAAUUAUAACCAUUGAAAUUCCAUAUCAAAACCAAUAUUAUUAUAAUUACUACUACUAUAAUUAUUAUUAUUACUAUUAUUUUUCUAUUGAGGGUAAUUAUAAAGGCUCUACUCAAAGCUGGAGCAUGUACACACCAUACACCUGGUAUUGGAACCCUACUAUUUACUUCAAAAUUCCAGACAGACCUGUACAGGUUGGAAUUCCAUUUACCAUAAGUCUUGGAAUCAUACCAGAAGUUGAAUAUAUUUAUUAUACGGUAAUGGCUGGAGGAGUAUUUGUAGCCACUGGAAAGUCAAGCAGCUCCUCGUUUACUCUCACUGCUGAAAACUCAUGGUUUCCCAUUGCUCAAGUCAAUGUGUAUUAUAUUAAUCCUAAUAACUUUUAUUGGUAUGAUAUUAUAUCGGCAACUAAGACAAUUCGCAUCAACAGCAACAGGGUUGCUUUGUCAUGGAGUACAAACAAAACAGAGCCAUCAGAAAAUGUUACUCUGACAAUCAGUAAUAUCAGAGACACUCCUGCUAUUGUGGAUGUGAAAGUGGUUGAUAUAAAUGACAUACUGUCAGGAAAUACUAACACUCUAGCUGCCAAAGUGGACAAUAUAUAUUCAUGGGAUUAUUUAAACCAAUAUUCCGAUGGCAGUUUCACCAGUGCAUAUAGCGACUAUACACCAGUAAUCAAUUCUCCCUAUGAAAAUAAUGAUCCAAUAACCCAGCCUGUUAAUGCUAUAAAACGGUUUUCUGAGACCAUAAUCUGGAAACAAAGCAAUAUCAGCUCUGGAUCGAGUACUAGUCUGCAAGUAACUGUGCCUCAUAAAGUUAUCUCUUGGGUGGCCAGUGCUUUUGUGAUGUCGGAAGAAUUUGGCCUGGCAGUGUCAGAGCAAUAUCCUGAGCUUGACGUUUCCAAGUCACUCUUUCUGACUCUGAAUGCUCCUAAAACAGUAAUCAGAGGUGAAGAAUUCAUAUUAAAGGUUACCUUGGAGAACUUCAUAGCUUCAGACUUACAGGUGGCUGUAAUAUUGGAUCCUAGCAGCUCCUUUAAAAUAAUUGUUCCAGAUAACAACAUAAACAGUGUAGCAGGACAAAGAAGUGUCUUCAUUCCAAGUAAAGAAACAAAUGAGGUUUUAUUUCCAAUAAAUCCUAAGAAACUUGGUGAAAUAUCACUCACUGUACAAGCCAACUCACUGGGAGCUUUUGAUUCUGCAACCCACAAAGUAUUAGUAAAGGCUGAAGGCAUAGAGUAUACUUAUUCCAGUAGUGUUAUUUUAAAAGCUGGAGAUGUGGGAAAAAAAUUAUCAUUCACUUUUCCUGCUGAUGUGGUAGUGGACACCAGACAAGCAUCUAUUACCGUUGUUGGAAACUUUCUUGCACCGUCAAUUAAAGGUCUUCAGUCGCUGAUCCAGUUGCCCACUGGUUGUGGAGAGCAAAACAUGAUUAACUUUGCCCCGGACAUUUAUAUUUUACAAUACUUAAUAGCAACCAACCAGAUAACUGAAGAUGUUAGAGUCAAAACCAUUCAUUUCAUUGAAAUAGGUUAUCAAACAGAAAUGAAUUACUGGAGAUAUGAUGGUUCAUUCAGUGCUUUUGGAAACCGUGAUUAUUCUGGAAGUGCUUGGCUUUCAGCAUUUGUUCUAAGAUGCUUUCUUCAAGCCCGUCAACUGAUUAGCAUUAGCGAAGACGUCUUAUAUAGGACAACAGAAUGGUUAUUUCAGAAGCUGAAUGAAGAAACUGGCAUUUUUCAAGAACCUGGGCGCGUUAUACAUACUAGCCUUCAGGGUGGAUCAGAUGGUGAGAUUGCCCGCACUGCUUAUAUACUGAUAUCUUUGCUGGAAGAUGAAAGCAAUAUAACUAUAUCAUACAGAUUGAAUAAAACAAUACAAUACCUUGAGAACAAGACAGAAGAAGGAAUUGCCAACAACCACACUUUAUCAAUUGUGGCCUAUGCUUUAUCAGUGGCCAAUAGUUCUAAAGCAGCAGCAGCACUCACUCAACUUAAUUCAAGGGCAAACAGUGUUGGGGGGCAGAUGUACUGGUCUUCUGGCACUGUCAUAUCAAACUACUGGCAGCCCCCCUCUGCAGAUAUUGAGACAGCAGCUUAUGCACUUCUCUCCCACUGCCAACAGAACAGGAUUGCUGAAGGCGUUCCCAUUAUGAAUUGGCUGGUUGAACAGAGAAAUCACCUUGGGGGGUAUUCUUCAACUCAGGAUACCGUUAUGGCUUUGCAGGCUUUAACCAAGUUUAUGACAUUGGUUCCAUCAUCUAACAAUACUUCUCUAACAGUGUCUGUUACUGAUUCAGGAGCUAUUGUAGCAAAUACCUUUCACAUCACAAAUAACACUGCUCUGGUUGUACAAAGUCAGCAGAUUUAUGCACUUGACCCAUUGGAACUAAUUCUUUCUGCAGCUGGUGAAGGAGUAGCUCUUUUGCAGCUUAAUGUGAUUUACAACAGUAUAGCAUCAUCUAGACGUAAAAGAGCAACGGCGGCUUCAGAGGUAUUUAAACUGAGUGCAACUGUAGACGACAGUGACAGCCAAAAUCGGAUAUCAGUAAAUGUAUGCUCAAGCUAUCAAGGCCCAGCGAAUGAAACUGGCAUGGUUAUUUGGGAGGUUACUUUACUAAGUGGAUUCAAAUUGGACUCUGGUAGCAUAAUCUUAUAUGCACCUCUUAGACUGGUGGAAACAAAAGACAACAAAGUGUUCCUGUACUUUGAUUCUAUGAACAGAAAUGAGAUUUGUGUAGCUGUUCCUAUGGUUCGUACAUCAAUGGUAGUACAUUCCCAAGCAGCAACAAUCAAAAUCUAUGAUUAUUAUAAUCCAGAAAUCCAUACAAUAAAACUUUACAAUUCAGGUAAACUGAGUAAAGCCACAGUAUGUGAACAUUGUGGACUGAAUUGCAACAAUUGUAUAUCCAAUGUAAAGAUGCCCAGUGUGGCGACACCUACAUCUACAUCUAAAGAAACAACAACUGCAAAGAUCGCAGAUAGUAGUACUACUGCACCGAAACUUGCCAUGCUUUGGUUCUGUGUGUGCUGCAUGUGGAAUUUUCUCUAGGAAUGAUAUUUAGAUAGAAAAUAAUGCUUUGAGUAUUCUUGCUUCAUGUUCGGCCUUUUAAUGAUACGUUUUUAUCCACCUAAUGAUCUGUAUUUUAAGUAGUCAUACCUUAUAAUGCCAAGUUUAGUUUUUACCAGUUUUAUAUCAUGCCAAAUAAUUAAUCAAAAUUAUUUUCAUAUUGUUAAUGGGUUUUCAUUACAAUAAAUCAUUAUCAUUAAAUUCA